CCGUUGCCGCGCUCCGACAUUCCGCGCUUAGCCUCCGCACGCGACGGUUGUCGCGCCGCACGAAGCAUCGCGCGUUCCGAUAAACAUUGUGAUUGUGAUACUAUGUGCUGCCACGGAUCUUGUUUGUUUGUGAACGCCCUUGGAAGGGCAUAUUAACUAGUGCAUUCGGAAGUUAUAUUACGGUCGGAAUGCUAAAGCACGUGGCGGUGUCUCCGCACCGCACCCGCGCCGACUCCGUGAGCCUCUCGUCGUCAGCGUCCUGCUGCAGCCUCGGCAGCCUCGACAACCGGCACGACUCCGUCACUGACCUUUCGCACCGCACGACAACAAUAAAAGUGUACGCGCGUCGUCUCAGGCCGGACAUCGAGUACAAGACCCUCUCAGUGACGUGGGGCACCACGGCGCGCGAGGUGGUGGCCACCCUGCUGGGCAAGUUCCGCAUGAGGCACCGCGACCCGCGCCUCUUCUACCUCAGCAUGGAGGUGCGCGUGCGCGCCGCUGGCCUGCGGACCACGCUUGUGUUAGACGAUGACGCGAGACCGGCAGCGCUGCAGGCUUGCCAUCCUAAGGGAUACUCUAAGUUCUCACUCCAGAUGCGUCCAGGCGGCCUGGUGAAGAUCUACGACUCGGCGCUGAUGUCUUCCUCGCAGUACAAGUGCUUGUUGACCAGCGAGCGCACCACGGCUGACGAGCUUCUGGCCAUCCUACUCCACUGCUACGACUCCACGGAGGGCGUUGAGCGGUUCUCCUUAUAUGAGGUGUCCCCUUCCCAAGAAUACGAGCGGAAGCUCCAUCCAGAUGACCUCCCGCUGUUGGUACAGCGAGCGUGGCCGACGGACAGCGACUGUCACUUCCGCGUGCGGCGGAACCCGCGCGCACCCCCGCUCCCGCCCCUGCCGCCCCGCGCACUCGCCUCCACACCCGCCGCCGCCUCCGCCGAGGAGCCCGACGAAGAGCCCUCCAGAGCCCUUUCGGCCCUCUCCCUAGAAUCGGACGAAGGGAAACGAAAAUACAGCCCGGUGUACAAGUUUCCGAGCAUUAGUUACUGUAGGGACACAAAAAACGAUUACCUUUAUAUCUGAAGUGUUUUAUUGUAAAUAGUGAGUGUAAAGUGUAUAUACGGCGCGGGAUUGAAGUGGUAAACCAAAGAAAUGAAGGACAGGACGAGGUGAAAUAUGAUAUGGCUUUGAGGAUGUUGCACGUUGGUUUGGGCGUUUUUGUUUCGUGUACACGGUAUGCUUUGUAAUUGACAAUAUAUAGUCACACACAAUGUCUUUUGAAUUGUUUUCUUUUUAAUAAAUAGCAUGUAUAAGUAACUAUUCAAUAGAAUGUGGCGCGUGCUAAAAUCGCCCUUAUGUGAGUUUGAGACAACACGGAUUCCGUUUGCAGCUAGAAUUGUAUUAUAAUCAGUAUUGCGCUAGUUCAUACGUUUUGUACUACGUAAUGGUGUGUGGGGGAAGAAUCUUGAACACAGAAUCCUUUCUUCAUUAACGAUUAGUGAUUAUAUUUUAACUAUUGUUUGUUUUGUAAUCGUACAAGUAAAGCGAGAAUUUAACACGCAAUAGUUAAUUCCCUAAUAUUUGUGGAUUACAGUGAGUGUUUGUGACAAUAACGUCCGUACGUAUUUUUGAACAAUAGUAUAAAUGUACUUAUUUGAAUAUUUACAUUAUGCUAUUGUUCAGGAAAAAUGUUUUUACCGAUGGUAAAAUAAGUUAUACAUUAUUCCGCGGUAUUGACGUAAAUGCAGUUGAAAUGUAAUAAAUAAACGCCCAGUGUUGUGAGCUCAUUAACUAAGUUUACGAGCCACCACACAUAGAUGGCGCUAGUUGUUAAGGUGUUAUUUCGUUUAACACUGGCACUAUUAUAUUUUUGAUGGAAUAUAAUCGCAAACACGGUAUAUACAUUUUUAUAUAAUUAAAUAACAUCGAAAAUGAUGUUAGCGUUUCACCUCAAUGCAAAACAAUUUCUUAAAUUCGUAAUCUUUAAGAUGGUAAACUAAAUUUGUAAAUAAUCUUAUAUUGUAAUUAGCUAGUAGACACCAAAGAGGCAAGCGAGCGAAAAUAUUAUAAAGAUAUUAUUUAUCUGUUACAAUUGCAUUGUAUAAUUUAUUAUAAAGUCGAGGACACUUCGUUUUUAAUGGACAAAACAUUGUCUUCGAAUUUAUCUCGAGCAAAUGUAUGUAAUAAAUUGAUUCGUUUUUCAAA
This is a messenger RNA of Manduca sexta (tobacco hornworm), 2204 nucleotides long. RefSeq lists its product as uncharacterized. NCBI's taxonomy places the organism in Eukaryota, Metazoa, Arthropoda, Insecta, Lepidoptera, Sphingidae. Gene Ontology annotation, biological process: positive regulation of epidermal growth factor receptor signaling pathway; positive regulation of fibroblast growth factor receptor signaling pathway; signal transduction. The coding region runs from base 189 to 1082 and encodes 297 amino acids. The transcript is spliced from 5 exons. The record is from RefSeq and is a predicted model, not a curated record.